UUCAGUAUAAAGUUACAAACCAAGGCAGCACUGCUGAGCCUCACAAAUGAGCAGGAUAUACUGUAACCGUGAGGCUCCCAAACUAUACCACAGUGCGCUACGGCCGACCCAUUUGACCCAAUAUCAAUAAAUGCGAAAUAAGGGCCCCUCUACCUACAUAUCCCAUUCAGCCAAUCCCACCCCCAUAGCAGUUCCACAUAGACACUUCCCCUCCUCCCAGCCCCGCCUGACCCGGAUGUACUGUGCGCCGCCCGGCACUGCUACACCUCGGCCUGUGGGGAAAGAGCGGUGUCCGUCCGCGCACAACCAGGAGGAGCCCACAACCUACAGUCCCUGGGGGGAUUCCACGAGGGAGGCAAGUAAAUGUGCAGUGAGUCCGGUAUAGGUUACAUAACAUUGGAAGCAAUAGAGACGCAGGCAGUAGUGACCCACACGGGGCUUGUGCCCAGAAGCAGACGCAGUGCAGAGUGAGCGCAAUGACCGCCGCGCGCUGAGCCUGUCACUCACUCACUUCCCCCAGUCGGCCCCUAAACCGAUUCCUUGUUCCUCAUGGCCCCCAUGGGUAUCCGUCUCUCCCCCUUGGGAAUCGGAGUGUUCUGUCUGCUGGGACUGGGAGUUCUGUAUCACGUGUACUCGGGCUUUCUCACGGGAAGGUUCUCAGCCUUCCUCCUGGGGGACAGAGCCGAGGACGCCGACCCCGGGGACACGGUGGAUCUAAGGGAGCUGCUGGCUAUAUCGGUGCGGGCUGCGGAGCUUGGUGGGGUGGAGGUGAAGAAGGUCCGAGAAAGCAAUUCGCUGAACGAGAAGGCAAAGGGCAAGACCAGGGAGGGGGAGGACGAGAAGAUGACCAGUGGGGAUGUCCUGUCCAAUAAGAAGAUGUAUAACCUCAUCAAAAAUGCUUUCCCAGGCCUGCUGGUAAACACUGAAGAGAAAGUUGAUGCUAAUGAGGAGGAUUCGAUCUCUUGGGAUCGUGACAUUCCUGAUGAUAUAAAGGAUAAAAUAAAGACUUCAAAACAUGUUGCAUCUGAAAGCAUUACAAUCUGGAUAGACCCACUAGAUGCAACACAUGAAUAUACAGAAAAUCUAGUAAAUUAUGUCACUACCAUGGUCUGUGUUGCUGUUAAUGGCAAACCUGUUAUUGGGGUGGUCCAUAAACCUUUCACAGGUUAUACUGCAUGGGCCAUGGUGGACGAAGGUGCAAAUAUAAAAAAGCGGAAUUCUUACAAUGAGAAAACUCCCACUUUUAUUGUGUCUCGUUCUCAUUCGGGGCAGGUGAAAGAGGUCACCCGACAAACGUUUGGUAACAAGACAGAAAUCCUAUCUGCAGGAGGAGCAGGUUACAAGGUUCUAUCAUUGCUGGAUGUGUCUGCCAAUGAGCAAGAAACCGCUGAUGUGUAUAUUCACGUUACCUACAUUAAGAAGUGGGACAUUUGUGCCGGCAACGCCAUCCUAAAUGCUCUUGGAGGUCACAUGACUACUCUUAAAGGAGAAGAAAUUAGCUACACAGGAUCAGAACAGAAUGAAGGGGGGCUGCUAGCCAGCAUUGGAAUGGAUCACAGUGCACUUGUUGAUAAACUAGCCAAAAAGAUAUCCGUCAAUGCCAAGAAGCCAGCCAAGUAAGGAUAAGUGAAAUACAAUCCGAGAUUGUGACUUUGGCUUGAUGUGUUUGUAGAAUACGGCAGACCAGCAUGUGAAAGACAGGGAAUUGCAGUGCUGUUAAAACAUGGCAGUGGACUAUUGGUGCAGGAGUGUGAGGUGCAACUUUCUACAAGUGGCCCCACUGUCUUAUUCGGACUGGAAAGUGUUUGCUGGGAUUGGAUGAUACGGGCAUUGCAUUUAAUGAACAUGUAAAUCUAUAAAGUCUGAUCACAAGCAACAUAUGAAUAGUUUCAUUUUGCUUAUCUAAAGCAGCUGCAACGGACAGCCUUCCCCCCCCCCCAAAUUCCAACUUUUCAUUAAUAAGAACAAUCAUUGUGCCUCGUUGCUUAUUCUGACAUACAAGUAUACGCAGCUUGUGACUGAUGCACAUCCAGACGAAUACGAUCUUUCAUUCAACGCAGUGUUUUUGUCCAGCAUUUGGAUAACGUUUUUUCUCUUGUCUGAGCAGCUAUGUUUGUAUUGUAGAGAGGAAUAACUACUGCAAGGCAUUGUAUUACUUAUUAAUAAUUCAUAUUCUGUCAAAGCGGAAUCCGUUGUUUCGCCAGUACUGUGUACAAUUCGUCUCAUUCGAGGUGCAGUGGAUUCCCAUACUCCCUGAAUGUGUGUUUUUUUUUUUUUUUUUUUUUAUUGUAAAUGAUCCUAUUAAGUUUUGGAAGCAUUCUAGAUGUUAAUAAGAUAAUAAAUCACUGUCCUUAUGAUUAAUAUUAUUUUUGCUCAUUUUGUUAUGAAGAUGUAUUUAUAGAUUCAGAUAUAAAGGGAUGCUGUCAUCAUAAUAAAAAGGUUUAAACAA
Messenger RNA from Xenopus laevis (African clawed frog), 2449 nucleotides. It is a transcript of the gene bpnt2.L, whose product is annotated as 3'(2'), 5'-bisphosphate nucleotidase 2 L homeolog. The transcript has 5 exons. The record is from RefSeq and is a predicted model, not a curated record. Gene Ontology annotation, molecular function: 3'-nucleotidase activity; inositol monophosphate phosphatase activity. Gene Ontology annotation, cellular component: endomembrane system; Golgi apparatus; membrane. Bases 550 to 1620 code for a protein of 356 amino acids. Gene Ontology annotation, biological process: phosphatidylinositol dephosphorylation. Lineage: Eukaryota; Metazoa; Chordata; Amphibia; Anura; Pipidae.